CCCUAGGGCGAUUGGCGAUGGAUGCCGCGUUGAUGCGCUCGCGGCAUUCUCUAGGCGCUGCUGCGCAUCGGAGGCUUACGGCAGCGGCGGGAGUGGCGCCGACGUUCUUGUCUGUGGUACGAUCGCGAAAUCUCUGCGCUGCGGCUGCAAUGGCGGUGAAAUCUUCAGGCGAGAGCGUGGCGAUGGAGCAGUAUUUUCGCUGCGUGGAAGAAUGCAACCGCGGCAGGGAGCGAAGCUCGGAGUUUCUUCGCUUUCUAGUGGAAGGACACACGGUUGGCUACAUUCAUCCCAGAUUUGCAGCGCUCUUGGAGAAAUUUCCACAGGUUUUUACAGUUGCUACUACCUCGACAGGUUAUGCGUCUGUGGAGAUCCAUGAACGUCUCGAAACCCCCGAGCAGCGCACAACUGCCGUGGACGAUGCUUUGCGGGUCUUGAGAAGAGAUGGAUUCGUUCCCGGCUGGCGUGACGAGCAUUAUCCGGUCGUUCUACAAUUUGGUUCGCCGGCUUUCUUCUCGUUGGAGCGAGCGGCUGUUCCGUUUUUCGGGACCAAGGCUUAUGGGGUUCACAUGAAUGGAUAUGUCACCAAUUAUGAUGGCUCCAAGCAGCUCUGGGUGGCCAAGCGGAGCAAAAGCAAACAAACAUAUCCCGGUUACCUCGAUCAUCUAGUCGCAGGUGGUCAGCCAGUGGGACUCAGCUGCUCGGAGAAUAUUGUUAAAGAGUGCGAAGAGGAGGCCGGAAUUCCAAAACAACUGGCGGAAAAAGCGAUUCCAGUUGGAGCAGUCAGCUACGAGACAAUCUACGGCGAGCAAUGCAAACGAAACGUGCUCUUCUGCUAUGACCUCGAGCUGCCACUCGACUUUGAGCCAUCCAACAAAGAUGGCGAAGUGGAGUGCUUCCGUCUGGAUUCUAUCCCAAAUGUGGUCCAGAGCCUGGGAAACUACAAGCCCAACUGCGCACUGGUCGUUGUCGACUUUUUAUUUCGCCACGGAUACAUCCGACCAGAACAACAGGGCUACCUAAAUCUCGUGCAGAAACUCAAAAGCGGGGAAUGCUUGUGAGGCAAAAAGGAAAAGCAUCGUCCCUUGCCUCUUCAGAGCACAAGUGGAGAGACAACGGGGAAGAAGAAAAAAAUAAUCUUUCUUUUGAUAAAGCCCAAUGCACGGCUCAGACAGCUUUCCUCCCCAUGGGACAGGAGAGAGAAGAAGCUCAACUUUAGAAAAGAGACCCAAAGGGAUAGGAGAGACGAUACGUCUCCUCCUCCCUCCUUGCUGUGGAUCUCCUCCCAAGGUAUUGCGGCCUUUUCUUAUUUACAAAUAGA
Selaginella moellendorffii is the source of this 1318-nucleotide messenger RNA. RefSeq names its product nudix hydrolase 20, chloroplastic. The coding region runs from base 18 to 1058 and encodes 346 amino acids. Gene Ontology annotation, molecular function: 8-oxo-dGDP phosphatase activity. The record is from RefSeq and is a predicted model, not a curated record. The transcript has 9 exons. Lineage: Eukaryota; Viridiplantae; Streptophyta; Lycopodiopsida; Selaginellales; Selaginellaceae.